CCUAAUCUUCUAUGAUGAGUUUGCUCCUUGGGGACGAACAAAAUUUCAAGUCGGAAAACUACCUUUUCUUUAAGAAAAACACAAAAUGGUGGCUGCUCCUCGCAUUGAGGGCAACCUCUUGUUGGAUGCCGACUCCUUUGCACAGGAAUCACUCCGAGCAUGCAUUUCCCACCCAAAAAUAGGAGCGAGGGUUGGAAGCGAAAGAUCAAGACAGCAACUGGGCCAAGAAAUUACUCUUUUUUCUUUUCUCAUCACCGUAUCAUGCUCAUGCCCAGGCUCCUAGAUUGGUGGUGGCUCAACUUUUUUUUCUGGGGAGAUUGGUUCGGGGCCGCCAAGAAUCCAAGCAGAGGCAUCCAGAUCCAGCAACGAGGAGCAAUCUUGUGUGCGAGCACUGUAUUACAUUGUCAGAUUCGGGCCAACAUUUUGGUCUAAAAAUCGACAUCGAGGUGAGGAGAAUCAAGGAAGGAAUUAAUCCAUCUUUGGUCAUCCUUGAGGUUCUGUAGUGAUCCCAAUCGAGGGAGGGAGCAAUGGCCACUUAAUUUGGUUAUCACUAUAGCUAAGCGAGCAAGCAAAUUUGAUCAUAGGAUGAGGUGGCCGGGGUGCAGAUUCAGAUGGCUCCUCAGCGCAUGCCUCAUUUCUCUGCUCCUCCUCACGCCAACAUACUGCAAAGGGCUGCAGCUCGUUGGCGCAAUCAGGAGUAGCUUGUUGUGGCCACCAUCUACCCCUCCAUCUCUUGCAAUCCCGGGACAAGAUGAAUCGGUGGAACAAUUAUGGUUCAGUUGUGCUCUAGACUUGAGAAUUCCUCAAGGUUUUAAAAAUAAGUCCCAUAGAACAAAUAAUAAGAAGUCCUCUCAUCAAAAGAUCAGUAUUGAGGAAGUAAUCACCAAUACCUUGUCGCCUGCAGAAGUUGCCAACAAUUUUCUGGACUGCUUAAACAAGCAUAAUUUCCCUUUCCCACGUGCUGUCUCUGAACAUGGACUGCAGCAGGAGGAGGAAACCAGAAGCUUAUUUCCCAACUCGAACAGCAUCAACCCGCCUUUUGCAAUGAAAAGAAGAUUUCUACUUGAAGGAGCUUCAGCAGCCGUUGCUCCACCCCUUGGACCAGCACAUUAUUCUUUCUCACCUCCAGCAAAACAAGCAAUAAGAAGUGUGUUGUCUUCUGAAUCAGAGGCUCGUCCACUAGUCUCUAGUAUGAAAAAGGCUGCUAAACCAGUGCCGAAAGACAAGAGCAAGGACAGCAGUUCAGCCACUAUUGUCGCUGGUUUGUCAGUGUCUUGUAUAGCAUUGGUGGCUCUUAUCUGUCUGUGCUGUUGCGCUUGUCGCGGAAACCAUAGUUCAGCUUCAUCUUAUGAUCUAAGGGAUGAUAAACCACUGCUGAGUUUGAAUUUGAGUGACUUAUCAGCAGGUUCAUCGCGUAAAUCGUGCUCUACCCCGAUUGAUGUCAACAAGUUGGGGGCUUUGUCACUCAGUUCAUCAGAGAGCCAACAUAAGGAAUCUUCACUACCUAUGAAGGUAGGAGGAGAAGCAUUGUCAAUGAAGUCGGAGUUCGAGCGACACAGCAAUGUGCAGGCGAUGAAGCUAAGCUCUCACGAAAUAACCACCAUUGGUGGACGUCCGGUGACCUCUGCUAACUCUCUGGCUGCGAAAGCUGCUGCUGCAGUUCCUUCUGCUAAUGCUAGUGAAAGCGCUCGUGCACCUGCAGCUGGUUCAGCACCACCGCCACCUCCAGCUCCUCCUCACCCGAAGGCCCCUUGUGCACCACCUGCUGCACCAGCACCUCCUCCUCUAAAGAAGCCUGCUGCUGGUUCCAGCAAUCUGCGUCCACCAGGACCACCACCGCCUCCUGCUUCCAGGGCUGCAGCCGGACCUGGACCUCCACCUCCACCACCAACAAGAGCUGGAGCUGGACCUCCACCACCAGCAAUGCCUGGUCCUCCAAAAGCGCGUGGGCCACCGCCGUUUAAGAAACCAGGAAAUGUAGCAGGUCAUCAUGCGGCGGACUCUAAUAAAACAAAGCUCAAGCCCUUCUUCUGGGAUAAAGUUACUGCAAAUCCAGAGCAAACAAUGGUGUGGGAUCAAAUUAAAGCGGGAUCCUUCCAGUUUAACGAGGAGAUGAUUGAGAGUCUUUUUGGUUGUCACUCUACUGACAAGAAAAGUGCUGAUGGCAAAAAAGAUUUAACAGCAAAGGAUGCCACUCAGUUUGUUAGGAUACUCGAACCUAAAAAAGCACAGAACUUAGCGAUAUCACUGAAGGCGUUGAGCGUUUCAGCAGAAGAAGUACGUAAUGCAGUCAUGGAAGGGCAUGAACUCCCCUCUGACUUGAUACAAACCUUGAUAAGGUGGAUGCCAACUAGCGACGAGGAGCUAAGGCUUCGGCUGUACACCGGAGAGCUCACUCAACUUGGUCCUGCGGAGCAAUUCUUGAGGACCAUCAUUGACAUCCCUUACAUCUUCCAGCGCCUGGAUGCGUUGCUUUUCAUGUCCAGUUUGCCGGAAGAAGCUGCAAACGCGGAGCAGUCAUUUAAAACCUUGGAGGUGGCCUGCCAGGAGCUUCGGAACAGCCGUCUUUUUAAGAAGCUGCUGGAGGCUGUACUGAAGACCGGCAACCGAAUGAACGACGGCACCUUUCGAGGGGGCGCCCAGGCAUUCAAACUGGAUACCCUCCUCAAGCUCGCCGACGUCAAGGGGGUUGAUGGCAAGACGACGCUGCUGCAUUUCGUCGUCCAGGAGAUCAUUCGCUCGGAGGGUGUCCGCGCCGUGCGGGCUGCCAAAGAGCAGAUGAACAGCAGCAUCUCCAGCGUGAGCUCCGCCGAUGAUCUCACCGAGGAUGUCAGCGAUGACACGGAGCACUACAAGCAGCUUGGCCUCAACGUCGUCUCCAGCCUGGGAGACGACCUCCAGAACGUCCGGAAGGCGGCAUGCCUCGACUCGGACGCGCUAACCAUCUCGGUGGUGAGCCUGGGUCACAAGCUGGUGAAGGCCAACGAGUUCCUGAACACGGGCAUGAAGAGCUUAGACGAGGACAGUGGGUUCCAUCGCAAGCUGGGCCGGUUCAUAGAGCAGUCUCAGGUGCAGGUCACCCACCUGCUGGAGGAAGAGAAGAAGCUGCGGUCACUGGUGCGUGCCACCGUGGAUUACUUCCAUGGGAGCACAGGGAAGGACGAGGGCCUGAGGCUGUUCGUGAUCGUGCGUGACUUCCUCGCAAUACUGGACAAGGUGUGCAAAGAAGUGAAAGAGGCUGCCUCCAAGGCAGCAGCUGCUGCCAACAAGAAACCUGCAGCUGCAGCAGGAACAAGGGGCAGGCAACCGUCUCAGUCGUCGCUGUCAUUCCGCGAUCCUCGACAGCAUCUGGUGCCUGCGAUUCAAGAUCGGAGAGGGGCAGCGGCGCACAGCUCUAGUUCCUCUUCUGAUUCUGAUGACAGCGAUAGCUAGAUAGCCAUCAAUUGCAGCAUCUCCUCCCAAUUGCUUGCUUGUCUCCUACUGUAUGUAUACAGGGUAGAGUGAGCGCACCAGGAAGAAUGUAUUGUCGGAUACAUGUUGUUAGUAUUCUUGUUGAUCCUUGUC
Phragmites australis (common reed) is the source of this 3564-nucleotide messenger RNA. RefSeq names its product formin-like protein 18. The transcript is spliced from 7 exons. NCBI's taxonomy places the organism in Eukaryota, Viridiplantae, Streptophyta, Magnoliopsida, Poales, Poaceae. Bases 586 to 3432 code for a protein of 948 amino acids. The record is from RefSeq and is a predicted model, not a curated record. Gene Ontology annotation, biological process: actin cytoskeleton organization; actin nucleation. Gene Ontology annotation, molecular function: actin filament binding.